UUGACUCAAAAGAAUGAUUCGUUGGCGAAUCGGACAGCGCUGCUGUUAAACCCGACUUGAAAGUUCUGUAGUUAGACAAUCGGCGUCGUUACCAACGACUAUAUCGGGGGAAACACACGAAUGUGGUCUAUUUCGCCAAACUGUGGACGGAGCCCGUGAGACUGCAGGUGAAGAGAGCAUGCGUUUAAAGCGCUGAGAGCGGGAGCUGGGUGGUUGAUAUGGCGAUGUCACCUGUGAGAGUAGAGUCUGCGUGAGCGGCGUGUGUUUGGAGACAUGUCUCGAGCCUCAAGGACCAAUAAACCCGACGUGAAAGUCGUUAUUCUGGGGGACAUGUACGUGGGAAAGACUUCUCUCCUCCACAGAUACACGGAGAGGAAGUUUAAGGACACUAUAAGCACGGUCGGAGGGGCGUUCUUCCUCAAACAGUGGGGACCCUACAACAUUUCCAUAUGGGACACUGCAGGUCGAGAGCAGUUUCAUGGCCUGGGCUCCAUGUACUGCCGUGGUGCGGCUGCAGUCAUCCUCACCUAUGACGUAACCAACUGGCAGAGCCUGGCUGAGCUGGAAAACCGCUUCCUGUCCCUGACCGACACUGCCAACACUGACUGCAUAUUUGCCAUUGUGGGUAACAAAGCAGACCUUACUGACGCUCUCGCUCAAGAGCCAGAACCAGAGAGCGAGCGAUGGGACGAAUCCCAGCCUGUGGUCACGUGUCCGACUCCUCCUGCCACAAAACAGGUCAGCAAAGAGGACGCCAUCGCCCUGUACGGCCGUGUGCUACGCUACAAAGGCCUGGAGGAGAAGGCCUGUCUGCCUGCUGAGAGGAUGUGCUUUGAGACAAGUGCAAAAACGGGUUACAAUGUAGACAUUUUGUUUGAAACCCUCUUUGAUCUGGUCCUGCCCUCCAUCCUGAAGAAAAGGAGUGAGGGAGAAAAUGCCACUGUGGAUCUGGAGAUGCCAAUGGAGGUGAAAAAGACUAAAACAGGAUGUUGUGCAGGACAAAUAUAGGAGAUGUGGGAUUGUAUUGUCAGUCAGUGCCAAAGGAGGAAUGGAUAAAAAUCAUACCUAAAACUAAUGCUAUU
Sinocyclocheilus grahami is the source of this 1082-nucleotide messenger RNA. RefSeq names its product RAB20, member RAS oncogene family (gene rab20). Bases 274 to 1008 code for a protein of 244 amino acids. The record is from RefSeq and is a predicted model, not a curated record. Gene Ontology annotation, molecular function: GTP binding; GTPase activity. The transcript has 2 exons. NCBI's taxonomy places the organism in Eukaryota, Metazoa, Chordata, Actinopteri, Cypriniformes, Cyprinidae.